This is a messenger RNA of Synchiropus splendidus (mandarinfish), 2438 nucleotides long. RefSeq names its product hereditary hemochromatosis protein homolog. NCBI's taxonomy places the organism in Eukaryota, Metazoa, Chordata, Actinopteri, Syngnathiformes, Callionymidae. Gene Ontology annotation, biological process: immune response. Bases 46 to 1131 code for a protein of 361 amino acids. Gene Ontology annotation, cellular component: external side of plasma membrane. The record is from RefSeq and is a predicted model, not a curated record. The transcript has 2 exons.
CAGAAAGUCCUGGGAGAGUAAGUGCGUCAGCAGGUCUGGACCACCAUGUGGACCUUCUGGCUCCAGCUGAUGUUGCUCAGCGCUUCCAUCCAGCAGGUGACCAGUUCAGGUGCAGGACGACACUCACUGUGGGUUUUGGGAACCAGUAUCUCAGGACCCUCACAGCUGCCAGAGUUCAGCUGCAUCCUGAUGCUGGACGACCUCCAGGUGGCGUACUACGACUCCACACUGGACCACCUGGUCACCAGCAGCAGGGACAGGACUCCACUGGACCUGGGUCAGAACGCCAUGAGGAUCGCUCAUGACAUGAUCUUAAACAUGAGAGACAGACUGAGGUUCUCCAAGCACCGCUUCAACCAGACCGAAGGUCUCCACGUCCAGCAGAGAAUCGCAGGCUGUGAGAUCCAGGACGGACAGCCGACCGUCGUCAUGUCACGUGAUGGUUUUGACGGUCAGGACUCUGACAGCCGGAUGUACAACACCACCCACUUCUCCUGCACAGUCAGAGAUGCCUUGCAGGGCUGGUGGACUGCAGCGAGGUGGCACUUCGUCCAAACCCUCUAUCAUCAUUUCUACCUCCCGACAUGUGAGGCAGUCCUGAAGCAGCUGCUGGAGCAGAAGAAGAAGCUGCUGAACCGUCGAGUCCGGCCAAGACUCCGCGUCUUCUCCAGACAGGGGAAGGGUGGAGCUCUGCUCACCUGUCUGGCCACAGACUUCUACCCUCGCCACAUCAACCUGACCCUGCUCCGGGACGGACGGCAGGUGGAGGAGGAUCAGCUGAGCGCUGGUCUGCUGCUGCCCAACGCCAACGGCCUCUACCAGGUGAGGAAGAUGCUGGUGCUGACAGAGCAAGAGCUGCAGCAGAAACACAACUACACCUGCACUGCCGCUCACCUGAGCCUGGACAACCGACUGCAGGUGAGCUGGAGGGCCGAGUCCUACCACUCCCACCGGGCACACUUGGUCUCGCCGCUCGUCCUGGUGGCUCUGCUUCUGCUGCUGCUCCUGCUUCUGGCCCUGGCCAAGUGUGGCAAAUCUCAGGAGCUCACAGAGACUCAGUGGAGGCAGAGAGUGAAACUCAGCGGCUGUGAAGCGCCCCCUGGUGGCCGUGAGACAUUACAAGUCUUUUAAACAUGGUCCCAAAGCAGCGUUUCCUCUCUUCCAGCUUGGUCCAGGAGGGGAAGUCUGUUGCUGUAAAUGUGGAGCAGAGUUCAGAACCAUCAUCUCAGUGUGUUUCUUCAUGUCGCUUUAUACUGUGACCUCGGCAGAAAGGUGAUAUACAUAAUAAAGUAAUUACAUUAAAGUAAAUACAUUAUUAAGGCUCAAACAAUGAGAACUUUGAGCUUCUUAUUCAAAAGGCAGGAAAACAAUGAAGUGAAUGGCUUGUUACAGAGCUCUCUCACUGAGGGGAAGAGUUCUACUGACCAAGGCAGAGGGCGUCUCUCCACUGGUUCAUGCUGCAUUCACCCUUCAUCUUGACAAUGAGCUUCUGAAAGAAACUGAUAAAAUCAUUUUCAAUUUCAUUUGGAAAAUCCGGCUACAUUAUAUAUAUUUGAAGAAGUCACUCAUCACAUAGUUAAGUUACCUGGAAUAACAAGGAUAUUUGAGUAAAACAAAAGAGUGUCUUCCUGCCACUUUGGUCAUUUGGUGCUAUAUCUCCCAGGAUGUGCACGUUACUUAAACAUCAACAAGAAUUGCUGCAGGGAAGAUAGUACCCCCAUUGAAUACAUUUGCUGGUAGGACUUGUUUAAAAAACUAUUCAAAGAUCAACAAAUCAGAUGGUGGUUUAUUUCAGAGAGACAUCUGAAGCUCGCCACACAUUGUCUGUUAUUGGAGACAGUUUGAGGACGAACAAUGGAAGAAGGUCUGACUGUUGCCUCAUUGAGAAACAACACAGUGAGACAAGUCUCUUUCAAACGUCUUCAGAAAAUAUAUCCAAGCAAAGACUUUGGUAAAGAUUGUUUUCAAAAACAUAUUGAUACCACCUGUCAUUUUUGUGAAUCUUCAUCUGAGUCACCUGGACAUCUCAUCUGGCUUUGCUCUGCUGUCAAGAGCUUCUGGCAGCAGCUUUGUGAUUUCAUCGACGACAAAAUAAUGAUUGAUUUUCAAAUGUUUUGGAAACAUCUUGUGUUUGUCUGGCAUGACCAUUUACUGCCAGAAUAUCUGAUUGUGAACCAUAUAAUAAUUCUCGCCAAAUUCCACAUUCAUGAAUCUAAAUUCAGCAGGAAAAAAAAACCCUCCUCACUUGGAUUUUUCAUUGAGACUCAACAAUUCUUCAAUUCCAUAAAACAUUCAACUAAACAGAAGACAUGUAAGAUCAUUAAUGCUUGCUUUCAACUUUUUAUUUUAUUUAUAAAAAUAUAUAUUUCUACACAUUUUUUUUCAUAAACACACACCAUAACCCCUUGUGUUUUGUCAUACUCUGUUUUAUUUAUUUA